AUGGAAACAACAAAAAAGUCGACAGAAACCAUGGCAACGAAAUUAUUGAAACAGCACUCUCUUCACAGUUUUGUCAAUAGUUGACAGCGGUUGAUAAUUCCAAGGUUUUAAGUUGACGAAAUAAUUUUAGCCUUAUUGUGAUCGUAAAGCAACAUUGGAUAAUAAUGGAUUGCGUAUUGCUACCAACCGAGGUAGAAUUUUACAUAGACACUAUGAAAAUUCAAAACAUGGAAAAUAUCGGGAGUCACCAAUGGUUGGAAUGGCACAAGAGACUUCAAAAAUUGAACCAGGAGGCUAUGAUUGAAGCGUCUGCAGUGAAGGAGGAAUAUGUGAAAGAGACGUUGAUUUCCUUCAAUAAGGUGAACCUGCUGAUUCACGAAGCCAUCCUAAUCAACAUAUGGAAGCACAAAGUCCUGCCGCAACUUCUAAAAAUGGACCCCUAUCCCGAGAGCACGAUGGUCGCCUACUCGGUUCUGUAUCACGAAGCAGUCUGCGUUUCGCUGUUGGAAUUGGUCACGUUCCAUUCAAACUGUUGCGAGGCACUGGAGGACAACGCUCUAGAACUGCUAGAUUAUUGUUGCGGAAACGCGUCGAGACUACUUUCUGUUGAAUUCAGAGAGGCUCCUACUAGGGAAUCCCCCAAGGAAGAGCUGGACAGACAGAGAGAUAACCUGGUGUUUGAUAUCGGUAUAAAGUGUCUGAGUAUCAUCAGAUAUUUAUGCGAAACAAUGGAUAGGUUACCAUUAGCCAUUUGUUCGAGUAUUUACACCCAAUACGACAUACCUACCUUAUUCAUCGAAAUUUUACGUAAAAAACCGUGGAUCAAGGGAGAUAAGUACUUCGUUUCGGGGAAAUGGAGAGAGUGGGAUGGAGAAAUAAUUUGUCCCUCAGAAGCUCAGACUUUGCUUACGUUGAGACAUAUACUCUUGGACCAAGAGUGUCCGAAGUAUUACCAGGUAACGGAAUCGAGAAGAGCCCAACUUUUAAGCUUGUUAUCUUUCUUAACACCGGUUGUUUUGGACCAACUGUCCCCACUUAUCGAAUUAAAAUAUUGGCUCAAUCGUAUAUCUAUUAUGAAUCAACCAGCAUCCCCACCCAGGCCCGUUUUACUGGAGCCGUGUCUAGUAAUCAAAGAGGGCAUUAUGCGUCAAACUGGUGGUAACUGGAAAGAAAUGGCAAAACAACAGUUACCAGUAAUUUUCUGUAACAUGAAGGAACAAUUGAUGGAAAACGCAAAAAUAUUGAAUGAUGCAUACAACAUCGACCUAUUGGAAAAGUUUGAUGUCAAGAACACUUUACCUUGUGCAAGAUGUGGCAAAGAUUCCACACAGAGAUGUUCCCGUUGUAAAAAAUCGUGGUAUUGUUCCAGAAAAUGCCAGGUUACCCAUUGGCAACAGCAUAAAGAGGAUUGUACUCAGGUUCAAUAAAAUGAAAAUACUUCCA
Coccinella septempunctata (seven-spotted ladybird) is the source of this 1443-nucleotide messenger RNA. It is a transcript of the gene Zmynd10, whose product is annotated as zinc finger MYND domain-containing protein 10. Gene Ontology annotation, biological process: motile cilium assembly; inner dynein arm assembly; outer dynein arm assembly. Bases 165 to 1427 code for a protein of 420 amino acids. The transcript has 5 exons. NCBI's taxonomy places the organism in Eukaryota, Metazoa, Arthropoda, Insecta, Coleoptera, Coccinellidae. The record is from RefSeq and is a predicted model, not a curated record. Gene Ontology annotation, cellular component: centriolar satellite; cytoplasm.